Molecule: messenger RNA, 840 nt
Organism: Perca flavescens (yellow perch)
Lineage: Eukaryota; Metazoa; Chordata; Actinopteri; Perciformes; Percidae
Product: four and a half LIM domains protein 2
Exons: 5
Coding region: 1-840 (279 amino acids)
Cellular component (GO): Z disc; nucleus
Molecular function (GO): transcription coregulator activity
Source: RefSeq, a predicted model, not a curated record
AUGACUGAGCCGUACGACUGCACAGAGUGUAAGGCGUCCCUGUUUGGGCUGAAGUACAUCCUGAAGGAGAACAACCCGUACUGCAUCAAAUGCUACGAUGAGCUUUUCUCCAACAACUGUGAAGUGUGCCAGAAGCUCAUCAGCUGCACCAGCAAGGAUCUGUCGUACAAGGGCCGCCACUGGCACAGCGAAUGCUUCCUCUGCGUCACGUGCAGCCAGUCUCUGGUGGAGCGGCCUUUCGCCACCAAGGGCGACCUGCUGAUGUGCGUCGAGUGCUACAGCAGCGAGUACUCCUCCAAGUGCCACUCGUGUCUGAAGACCAUCAUGCCAGGCUCCAAAAAGAUGGAGCAUAAGGGCAACAGCUGGCACAAGAACUGUUUCACCUGCAACCGCUGCCAGCAGCCCAUAGGCACCCGCAGCUUCAUCCAGAAGGACGCCAACAACUACUGCAUGCCCUGCUACGAGAUACAGUUUGCCCCGCAGUGCAUCACCUGCAAGAAGCCCAUCACCACUGUAGGAGUGAACUACCGUGACCAGCCCUGGCAUAAGGAGUGCUUUGUCUGCAUCGGCUGCAAGCAGCAGCUGGCCGGCCAGCGCUUCACCUCUCGGGACGACUUUGCCUACUGCCUCGACUGCUUCUGCAACCUGUUUGCCAAGAAAUGUGCUCACUGCACCGGCCCAAUCAGCGGUAUCGGGGGCACCAAGUACAUCUCGUUCGAGCAGCGGCAGUGGCACACCGACUGCUUCAACUGCAAAGGUUGCAGCGCGUCUCUGGUGGGCCGGGGUUUCCUGACGUGCAAAGACGACAUCUUGUGCCCCGAAUGCGUCACAGACUCCUGA